UUCAUUAUACUGCAAGUGAAACCCUUCUCUGCCUCCACACAAACCCUGUUUAGGGUUUUAGAGAAAGAUGAGGGGAGCAGGAGCACCAGACUUCUUCUACAGAGAAGCUCAACGCCUUGGUUAUUUAGCUCGUUCUGCUUUCAAGCUUCUUCAGAUACAAAAGCAAUACAAGCUCAUAACCCUUGGUUCCUCUGUUCUUGACCUUGGUUGUGCUCCUGGUGCUUGGCUUCAGGUUUCUUGUCAGAGCUUGGGACCGUUAAAGAAUGGUGGGUCUGUAGUAGGUAUUGAUGUCAAGAAGGUGAAGGUUCCUCCGCUUCAUUGUGAUGCCAGGGUUAAAACUGUUUGUGCUGAUGUAAUGAACCUCCCCAAACAUCAAGUUAGAGCGCUUUCUCCUCAGCAGAAAGGGUUUUCUGUGAUACUCUCAGAUAUGUGUCCGCCGGUUUCUGGAAUCACAACUAAAGAUGCAGCUUUAUCUGCCGAGUUAGGGAUGCAAGCAGUUGAUCUGGCUAUUGGUGGGGCAGCCUUAGCUCAUUCUGAUGGUGAUACUAAAAGGGAUGGGCAGUCAGAUUCUGCUUGUGGUGCAGAUGAUAAUGGUUUAUUACAAGCAGGUGGCCACCUAGUAAUUAAGCUUCUAGAGAGUGAGGAUAUCCAAGAAUUUAGCCGGAUUUGCAAACCACUCUUCAGAAAGGCAUCAUGGUUGAGGCCAAAGGCUACAAGAUCCUCAUCACGAGAGAUUUAUUUAAUUUGCCAAGGUCUUAAAUUGUAGUAACAUAGAUUUUGUUGAGGUGAUUGUUGACAACAAACUUAUUGAGAUUGCAAAUUUUGAA
Messenger RNA from Hevea brasiliensis (rubber tree), 827 nucleotides. RefSeq lists its product as uncharacterized. Gene Ontology annotation, molecular function: rRNA (uridine-2'-O-ribose)-methyltransferase activity. Gene Ontology annotation, biological process: RNA methylation. The record is from RefSeq and is a predicted model, not a curated record. NCBI's taxonomy places the organism in Eukaryota, Viridiplantae, Streptophyta, Magnoliopsida, Malpighiales, Euphorbiaceae. The coding region runs from base 68 to 766 and encodes 232 amino acids. The transcript has 6 exons.